Messenger RNA from Rhineura floridana, 1224 nucleotides. It is a transcript of the gene OGFOD2, whose product is annotated as 2-oxoglutarate and iron dependent oxygenase domain containing 2. Gene Ontology annotation, molecular function: L-ascorbic acid binding; iron ion binding; oxidoreductase activity, acting on paired donors, with incorporation or reduction of molecular oxygen. The coding region runs from base 16 to 1152 and encodes 378 amino acids. The record is from RefSeq and is a predicted model, not a curated record. The transcript is spliced from 7 exons. NCBI's taxonomy places the organism in Eukaryota, Metazoa, Chordata, Lepidosauria, Squamata, Rhineuridae.
UGUUUCCCACCGAGGAUGUUUCGCCAAAGAACUGUUGCCCGUGGAGCUCCGUUCCUCACCCUUUGGGGGCCGGAUGGAAACAUGGAGCCCAGAGAUAUGGGACCGGGACCGGGGCGCUUCCUGGCCUGCGCCUGCUUCUUCACCGACAAUCUGUUCGUGCCGCGCUACGGUCUCCAUCUCCGCUAUUGGGGGGACCCGGAGCAGCUGCGGAGAGAUUAUGGGCCGGCAUUAAGACAGCGGGGCUGCAGAAGUGAGGAAGAAUUUGAAGCAGUAAUCCAAGAGGUUGAAAAAGAAGUGCAGAGGAGAAAGGAAUUGGACCAUCAAUCUAGAGAAAGAAAAACAGUAAUUUCCCAGAACUACAGACCAAAGCAUCCACAACUGUAUACUUUACAGGAAUCCUUUCUGGCACCGGAAUUUUUAGAAGCUGUCAAAUGCUGCACAUCCAAAUGCACUGAUCUUCAAGGCCUCUUGAGCCAUGUGGAAUCUGUAUCAGAUAAGAGAAUCUACCGCUUGCCAAUAUUUUCCAAGGAAUUCUGCCACGCUUUCAUUGAGGAACUGGAGAAUUUUGAACAGUCUGAGAUGCCCAAGGGGAGGCCGAACUCUAUGAAUAACUAUGGGGUUCUCUUAAACGAACUUGGGUUGGAUGAAACUUUCAUCACCCCUCUGCGUGAAAAAUAUCUUCAACCCCUCACAGCAUUGCUUUACCCGGACUGCGGGGGAGGCCACUUGGACAGCCACAAGGCUUUUGUGGUGAAAUAUGCCUUGCAUGAAGACCGGGAUUUGAGCUCCCACUACGACAAUGCGGAGGUGACUCUCAAUGUCUCCCUGGGCAAAGAGUUCACCGAAGGCAAUCUCUAUUUUGCUGAAUUCAGACAGGAUGCCAACCCAGUGCCAAAGUACAUCGAGAUUGAACAUGUUCCCUUCCAUGGAUUGUUCCACCGGGGAGGACAAAUGCAUGGGGCGCUGCCAAUCGCCUCCGGGGAGCGCUGGAAUCUGAUUGUCUGGAUGCGAUCAUCCGCUGUCCGGAAUCAGCUUUGCCCCAUGUGCAACAGAGAGCCUGAACUGGUGCACGCCAAGGAAUUUGGAGAAGGGUUCACCAGGAGUUUCGAAGACAGGCAGCCUGAGACCAUGGAUAUGUGCUCUUUAACAUAGGGAGGUGAUGCAGGGCAGAGUUUGCAUCUUGACUUCAAUUAAAGGCAGCGCUAGAAUUGCUGACGGCAACAA